Pocillopora meandrina is the source of this 1149-nucleotide messenger RNA. NCBI's taxonomy places the organism in Eukaryota, Metazoa, Cnidaria, Anthozoa, Scleractinia, Pocilloporidae. The record is from the annotation of a GenBank genome assembly.
ACAGCUGCUUCACAAAGACCAAUAUAUUCAGCAGUGAUGUUUAGUCUCGAAAGUGACACAGUUGGUCAAACGUCUGUGGAAAAAACAAAAUUCAAUUCUUUCCCUACUCUCGCGCAAAUGAUGUAUGUGUGCAUCGGGAAGGGCGGGUGCCGAACGAACCGCCGUCGCUCGCCCCAGUACGGAGACAUGGUGCCUGUCUCACCAUCUAAAAUCAAACAGAAAAAAGGAAAAAAGACAGAAAUAUACAGUGCAAUGAACGGAAACUAUCAACCGCCAGAUUAUUCGCGAACAGACUGCAACUUUCAAGACGAUUUCGCCCCAAAUGUGAGUGCACUUUCGCUGGAUGUGAACGAUAAUCAGAAAGCUCAAAUGCUGCCGUCUCCAACAAAAGCUACAACUUUUCCUCGAAGGAGUCAUGCUAAAACACCACCACAAAAACCUCCACGGGGAUUGCCACCGAAGCCCCCUCGCUUGAUGGAAAGAAAAAUUUUUACUUGCGAAAAUCCGUCGUGCCAAAAACAAGAGGAACUGCUGGGAAUCGUCGCGUUGGAUUUUAAGUCUUGUCCAUCAUGUUUCACACACUAUUGCUGCAUGGAAUGUCGAAAGACACAUUGGAGCGAACAUCGCGUCGUGUGUCACUACGGACAAGUCGAUAGUCACACGAAGUCGAUAAUAAACAUGAGUAACGAAAACCGUGAGUUGCUUUAUCAUUUGACUGAAAUUGCACGAGAUGGAUUCAUUACUAAAGGACGAGGAGCUGUCAUGCUUGUUUUUCUCUCACCGAAAGCUGCGGAACUCUUCGUGAAAACUGGCGUUGAUUAUUUUCGUAAUCCUCGAAACUCGCCAACUUUUUCGUCGGCACAAGAACUUAAAGACGCCGGAGUUUAUUCAAAACAUCAAAAACAGCUUUUAAAUCUGGUGAACGAUUAUCACCCAGCUCAAGAAAUGGUUCUCAAUAUUGCGAUCGUUGUAGGGAAAAACCUCCCGAAGACACCGAUACCUCGAAAUAAAGAACCCGCAGUUAUAACCCAGGUUAAAAUUCCUUUCACAGGAAGAAAAACUUCUAAGACUUUCAGUCCUCAAAAUAGCCAAGAGUUUGACAUUUGCACAUACAACGUCAGAAACAGCCCAAGAAGGAAGUCUCUUUGA